GUCACAUCACAUUUCGUGAAUCCGCCAUUUUGUACGUUGCUGGCGGUGAUCUAGGAUUUGCAUCGCCGGUUUAGUGUUGAUUUCGUGACGAAAACUAAACAUUUUGUUGUAUUUACUGUAAAAACUGUAGAAAUACCCAAAUUUCAGUAAAUGGUGUAAUAAUUACAGUUUCUGUACACAGUGUUUUCGUGCUAAGUGAGUGUCCUGUAUUUGGAGCGCGUGGCUAGUUUAUUCUUUGUUGUUGGAAUCAUCAUUAUAACGGUGCCGAGGGUGUGCGGUGCGGUGCGGUACGGUACGGCACGGUACGUCACAGUACGCUACGGUACAAGUACGGUGCUGUGCGUGUCAGGGUGUGCCGGCCUUGCGGCGAUGGAGCGGUGAUCUCGGUUACCUGUCGUCACCCACAUGUUGGUGAACAUGCGUGCGAGCAGUUUGUCGAGUGAGCGAGCGACCGCGACCCAUCGACCCUGAUGACAUUGACAUUGUGACGCGCUGCGUAGCGGUAAUUAAAGCGGCUCUGCCGCUUUAAAUGGAUAAACGUAAGAUGCUGCCAAAGAGAGCGCGCAUGGACAGCAUCAGGGGCCCGAUCGCCAAUGGACCCCUGCAGUCUAGGCCCCUGGUGGCCCUUCUGGACGGGCGCGACUGCACGGUGGAGAUGCCGAUCCUGAAGGACGUGGCGACGGUGGCGUUCUGCGACGCGCAGUCCACCUCGGAGAUCCACGAGAAGGUGCUGAACGAGGCCGUGGGCGCGCUCAUGUGGCACACCAUCAUCCUCACCAAGGAGGACCUGGAGAAGUUCAAGGCGCUGCGCAUCAUCGUGCGCAUCGGCUCCGGCGUGGACAACAUCGAUGUCAAGGCGGCCGGGGAACUAGGCAUCGCCGUGUGCAACGUGCCUGGCUACGGCGUGGAGGAGGUCGCCGACACCACGCUGUGCCUGGUGCUCAACCUGUACCGGCGCACCUACUGGCUGGCCAACAUGGUGCGCGAGGGCAAGAAGUUCACGGGCCCCGAGCAGGUGCGCGAGGCGGCCGCCGGCUGCGCGCGCAUCCGCGGCGACACACUGGGCAUCGUGGGCCUGGGCCGCAUCGGCUCGGCCGUGGCGCUGCGAGCCAAGGCGUUCGGCUUCAACGUCAUCUUCUACGACCCCUACCUGCCCGACGGCAUCGAGAAGUCGCUCGGCCUCACGCGCGUCUACACGCUGCAGGACCUGCUGUUCCAGAGCGACUGCGUGUCAUUACACUGCAGCCUCAACGAACACAACCACCACCUCAUCAACGAGUUCACCAUCAAACAGAUGCGGCCAGGCGCGUUCCUGGUGAACACGGCGCGUGGCGGGCUGGUGGAUGAUGAGGGACUGGCAGCGGCGCUCAAGCAGGGCCGCAUCCGGGCCGCAGCGCUCGACGUGCAUGAGAAUGAGCCCUUCAACGUAUUCCAGGGCCCGCUGAAGGACGCGCCCAACGUUCUGUGUACGCCGCACGCCGCGUUCUACUCGGACGCGUCGGCGCAGGAGCUGCGUGAGAUGGCGGCCUCUGAGAUCCGGCGUGCCAUCGUGGGCCGCAUCCCCGACUGUCUGCGGAAUUGUGUCAACAAGGAUUACUUCUUGGCGGGCAGCGGGGGAGGCGGCGGUGUGGGCGGCGUCGGCGGUGGAGUGGGAGUGGGCGUGGGCGGCGGCGUGGGAGUGGGCGUGCCGGCGGCGGCGGCGCCGUACAGCGAGGGCAUGAACGGCGGCUACUACGGCGGCGCGCAGGCCGCGCACUCCACCACGGCCGUGCACGAGCCGCCGCCGCCGCCCGCCGCGCCGCCGCAGCCGCCGCAGGCGCCCAUCACGCUGCCCCCCAUCAACACAUCGGACCCGGCCAACCACCAGAUGAAGCAGGAGAGCUCGGACGUGCACUAGAGCGGCGCCCGCCCGGCCCACUAUCACUCAAGUGUUAGUUAACAAGAUGCGUGCUACACUCGAGGCCCAAUUCCUGCUCCGAAAUAUUUUGGGGCCCCCAAAUAUUAAUGGUGCCCAAGUGUUAUUGAGAACCUUAGUAGGACAAAUGUGAAUUUUGUGGACAAUAUAAUGGACGAUAGAAAUGUUUGGCACAGUUGUCGUUUAGAGUGCGGCCGGAUAGAUUCCACUGAAUGGAGACCAUGAGGACUAAAAAUAAACAUUUGGCUGGUGCACCGAUUGUUGUGUAAAAUGUGUUUAUGCUAUUUGAUAAUUUAAGGCUCAAUAUGUGUGUGGAAUGGGUUGACUUCAAACAGAAACCGUGUCUAUUUAGGGGCCCUUUAAUGUAUGCCUAAAAUGAACCUGUAAAUUACAAUGUAAGGACUGUAAAACUCGGGGCCCCGGGUAGUUGAAAAAGAGUGAUAGAGGCCCCAAAUAAACUGAUGCUGUGUAAUAAGUACGAUAGUUUGAAAGAGUUGAUUCGCUCGUGUGUAAUUAAUAUGAUUUAUAUUUCAUUUUGACUUUGUUGGUGAGAGUGAGGGUGGCGUUAUCACGAUCCUUUUCAGCAUCUGAUGAGCAUGUAUUGAACCCCCGAACACAAGACAACACGACACAUAUUACAAUACAACACAUUUCACUUUAAUUUUAAGACAAACGUAGCUCGUUUAUCAUCACACUGACCCGCUGGUAACAGAAUACAUGAUGCUCCAGUUGUUUCAUUGUGAAAUGUACAAAAAUCAUGCUUUUUCAAUAUUUUUUUCUUUUAUAAAUAGGUAAGUUAAUUGUACAUGUGCGAUUAAGUUAGAAAUGCAAUAGCAGCCCGACAUCUCUGGUGAUUCCAAUGACAAUUGCUAUUUUAAAUUUAGUAUUUACUUACUGUUUAGUUAAUGACAAAAACAAUGUGUAUAUUUUAUGAGGAAAUGAAAAGUUCUUAAAUAAAACUAUUGUUUUCGGAUUAAUUA
This is a messenger RNA of Leptidea sinapis, 2895 nucleotides long. RefSeq names its product C-terminal-binding protein (gene CtBP). The record is from RefSeq and is a predicted model, not a curated record. The coding region runs from base 530 to 1897 and encodes 455 amino acids. Gene Ontology annotation, molecular function: oxidoreductase activity, acting on the CH-OH group of donors, NAD or NADP as acceptor; transcription corepressor activity; NAD binding. Lineage: Eukaryota; Metazoa; Arthropoda; Insecta; Lepidoptera; Pieridae. The transcript has 10 exons.